Molecule: messenger RNA, 1438 nt
Organism: Malaya genurostris
Lineage: Eukaryota; Metazoa; Arthropoda; Insecta; Diptera; Culicidae
Gene: Tbp
Product: TATA-box-binding protein
Exons: 3
Coding region: 212-1168 (318 amino acids)
Biological process (GO): DNA-templated transcription initiation
Molecular function (GO): RNA polymerase II general transcription initiation factor activity; DNA binding
Source: RefSeq, a predicted model, not a curated record
AAGCGCAACUACGAAUAAAAACUUGUCAAAAUAAAUUGAAGCCGUUCUGUUUUCUAAAUUUUGUGAUUUUUUUUUGUCAGACUACCCAGCUUCAUAAAACCAUAUCAGUAGAACGGUUUCUGCUGUUGUUAUUGAAGUUAAAGUAUAAUUCAUCGCAGUGACUAGAAAUACGUUCCAACGCGAUUGCGAAUCGUUCAGUUAAUAAUCUGUCAUGGAUCAGAUGGCACUAAGUCCAGGUUUCUCGAUACCUAGUAUCGGGACUCCGUUGCAUCAACCGGAGGAAGACCAACAAAUUCUGCCACACGCUUAUCAGCAGCAGCAAUCGAUGCCACACAUGACACCAAUGGGAGGACUCAGUUCGUAUGGAAUGCCUUCGAUUAGCAUGGGUACACCCGGGAAGAGUAUGCAUACAUAUGCACCGAGUUUUGCUGCUCCCCAAAGCAUGAUUCAACCGCAGACACCGCAAAGCCUAAUGUCUCCGAUGGUCCCGAUGACGGAGAGUAAGGGCACGCCAAGUCAUAACAAUAGCGGAGGGAGUGUGCGAGAUCCGGAAAACAUCGGCAGUGUUAAUAUUCAUCAGACCAUGGGACCUGCCACUCCAAUGACACCGAUGACGCCUAGCGAACCAGCCAUUCUACCCCAGCUGCAAAAUAUAGUGUCAACGGUGAAUCUUAGUUGUCGACUGGAUCUCAAAAAAAUAGCCUUACACGCGCGUAAUGCCGAAUACAAUCCAAAGCGCUUUGCUGCUGUUAUAAUGCGAAUCCGUGAACCGCGUACCACUGCUUUAAUUUUUUCAUCCGGCAAAAUGGUUUGCACCGGGGCAAAAAGCGAAGAAGAUUCACGAUUGGCUGCGCGAAAGUACGCGAGAAUUAUUCAGAAGCUUGGGUUUACGGCCAAAUUUCUCGAUUUCAAAGUACAAAAUAUGGUCGGCAGCUGUGAUGUGCGAUUUCCGAUUCGACUUGAGGGUUUGGUUCUUACACACGGCAAGUUUAGCUCCUACGAACCGGAACUGUUCCCAGGACUUAUCUAUCGUAUGGUGAAACCGAGAAUCGUGCUGCUAAUAUUCGUGUCCGGAAAGGUUGUACUCACCGGAGCCAAAGUGCGACAGGAGAUCUAUGAUGCUUUUGAUAACAUCUAUCCGAUCUUGAAAAGCUUCAAGAAACAGUAGAACUUGAAAUGAAAGGAUCGGGUUUUUACGUUCGAAGGCGAAGUUACAUUUGCGCAUUUUUCUCGUUACUUAUCAAUGUGCAAAAUUGCAAUUAACUUCGUUAAUAAUCUUUGAUCAAACGUUCGUUUGGUGAGUGAUCAGGCAUCGUUGGAGAAUGGAAAACUGCUUCGGGAAAACUUGAUGUUUGUAUCUAUUUUAUAAGAAUCGAAUUAACGCACGUAUUGUGUAUUGAACAAACAUUAGUAAUAAAGUCAAUAUGAUUACUUAAAA